Messenger RNA from Nezara viridula (southern green stink bug), 1418 nucleotides. NCBI's taxonomy places the organism in Eukaryota, Metazoa, Arthropoda, Insecta, Hemiptera, Pentatomidae. The record is from the annotation of a GenBank genome assembly.
AUGGAUCGGUUAUAAGAAAAUGGUGGUUCACCUGCUAGGCUAGAUCCGGAUCCUCUCUCAGUGGUAUGGUACCUGGGAGCUUUCAGCGGACUUAUCAUCUUCUUUCUGGUGGUAACCUUCUCAGAAUGGUGUUGCGCCUCAAAGCACCUCUACAGGGGCAACGGCCAGGCACCUCCUCCAUAUAACCAUCAAGGCUAUAAUAGGGCACCUGAGACGCCACCUCCACCAUACCAUCUCUUUGCACCGCCUCCUUACACAGAGGCUGCUGAGAAAAGAGAGCCCAUCUAUAUUAUCCCUGUGCACGCAUCUCCUUCGGGGACCAGCUCGUGACCAGUCCGGACUGAAUCUGUCUACUGGGGUAGUGACUCUCUGAUGCAACCCUAGGACCAGUAUUAAAGUGCUGUGAUCUCAUUAUUUUCAUUUUAUUUUAUUAUUUGUUAAGACAAGGGUAAAAAGUGAAUCUCACUAGUUACCUAUUCCAAUUAAUUUUUGUAAUUGUAUAUAUCAAAGAGUAAUUUUAAAUUAGUUUGUACGCUAUGAAUUAUUUAUUAUGAGUCAAAUGCACUAUUAUAAACAUUGGGCAAUCAUUACCGCAUUUCACACCCAAGUUUUAUAAAUUGGGUAAAUUGUUACCGUCCGAUUGCCCCAUUUUUGUAUUUUGAACUGGCUAAUUAAGCCUAUUAAUGAGAAAAUGUCAAUGUUAUAUUGUUCAAAUCUCACUCAUUUACUUUGAGUCUCUGUGAUUUGGCUUUCUGUUGUGUUCAUUGAAUUUAUCCUAGACAUCAAAUAGAACAUAUCAUAAUGUUUAUAAUCUCCUUUUCUCAACAAAUUACUUAUGUGACUAUUGAACACGAAAGCUGUGUAAGCUAUAAAUACAGGUUCAAAUAUUCUACAAAUACAGCGUAGUAGGGUAUCCUAGUAAAAUUUGUUUAUACAAUUUUCAUUGACAUUAUGAUGUAUCAUAAAAAAAAUUUAAUAAAUUUAUCGUAGCUGCAUCAAUCUUUUAUCUGAAAAUGUUUUAGAAAUAUCAUUUGUAGCUAUAAAACGUUCUUAUUAAGAAAUUAAUCUUGGCUAUAAAUUAAUACACUGAUUUUAAAAUGAAAUAAUAUAUCUAUCAAACAUAUCAUGCAUCAUUGUAAAAAAAAACUUUGUAAUAAUUAUAGCACAAUUAUUCUGAUGAUUUGAUUCCAAUUAUUGUGUUUAUUAUUUUUUCUCAUGCUAAUGGAUUUGACAAUGUUUAUUAUAUUGCAUUCAUUUAUUUUUUUUUUUUUAUGAACAAAGAACUGAUUGUAAAUAAAAUUUACUAUUUAUUACGUUUAGAAUUAAGGUACAAAUUUUUUAUAUAAUAAUUUAGUACUUAAAGAAAUGCUCAAUUGUGUUUAAGAAUACUUCUGAUAAUAAAAUUAUUUACUGGAUUA